CAUUCUGUUUGAGUUUCGGCACGCUCAGUUCCGUCACAACGCAGCCUGCCCACAGCACUGCCGAUACCAUUGCGUUUCAGGUAUCCAGGCUGCGGCUGAGGGUAUCGUGUGCCUUGCCACGCCGGCGACACUGUAAUGGGAUAUUGUCAUGACUCGUGGGGGGGCGCAAAGACAUUCAAAAAGGAGUCGAGAUCCUCCUGAAUCGCUCCACUCGUAACUUUUUCGCAUCUUCGUCAUGGACGAUAUCAAGGUGCUCGCUGUAGGGGGGUCGAGGAACAUUGGGUACUAUGCCUCGCUAAGGCUGCUCGAUUUGGGGGCUACAGUGACUUUUCUCCUGCGCUCACCAUCAGUUUUCAACGAUGACGCGACAAUUAAACGCUAUGUUAACUCGGGCAAAGCACGGCUGCUUAAGGGAAACGCCCACGUACGGGAGGAUGUCGAACGCGCCUGGACUGAGGCUGCAAAAGGUGACGACAACAGACCGGUCGAUUUCCUCAUCUUUACAGUUGGUGGCACUGGCCGCUUCACACUCUCUAAGGGAUUCGUGAUCUCUCCCCCGAACCUCGUCACCCAAGCGCUACUAAAUUGCUUGGAAACCCUUCCAACACCGACACCGAAGAUCAUCACCAUUUCUUCUACGGGCUUAACACGUGCUUCACAUAAGAAUUUGCCACUCCUUCUCAAACCUUUGUACGGCUAUCUCCUACAAGUACCCCACAAAGAUAAGUGCGGGGCAGAGGAGAUUCUCGCUCAUUGUGCUGGUUGGCCUUGGGAGGAGUGUGACAGUCCCGGACCGGAGAUCUUGGGUGCUAACUGGAAAGAGCGCGUGCCUGAUGGUGGCCAACUGAAGAGCGUCGUCGUCAUUCGUCCCGCACUUUUAACGGACGGCGAGUGCCGUGCUGAUGAGGCUUCCCGGAACAAGCAGGCUUAUCGGGACGUCGCACACUUCCUCGUCGAGGGUGUCAUCAAAGAUUGGGACACGUGGCAGGGCAAGCGCGUCAGCAUUGCCUACUAGCCCAUCUCAAGACGGUUUUUUUCUCACCCAAGUCACCCAAAGAUUGAUUUCUCAGUUGUAAGGCUUCGUAAAAACAUGCUGUAGCGCUAUCGUAUGGACUGUUUUGUACAUGUCUGGUG
Molecule: messenger RNA, 1134 nt
Organism: Pisolithus orientalis
Lineage: Eukaryota; Fungi; Basidiomycota; Agaricomycetes; Boletales; Pisolithaceae
Exons: 4
Coding region: 236-1015 (259 amino acids)
Source: RefSeq, a predicted model, not a curated record